GAUGUCAGGCCUUUCCCUGGACAGCCCGGGUCCUUAGCCGUGCGAGGACCCCGCCCCGCCCCCCGCGCUCAGUCCCUCGCCCGGCGGACCACUUCAUCGUCUCAACGUCGGUCUCUCAACGAUGCCGCUCUAUGAGGGCCUCGGGAGCGGCGGCGAGAAGACGGCGGUCGUGAUCGACCUAGGAGAAGCCUUCACCAAGUGUGGAUUCGCAGGAGAAACUGGUCCACGAUGCAUAAUUCCUAGUGUGAUAAAAAGAGCUGGCAUGUCUAAGCCGAUCAAAGUUGUCCAGUAUAAUAUCAAUACAGAAGAACUAUAUUCCUACCUAAAGGAAUUCAUCCACAUACUGUAUUUCAGGCAUCUGUUGGUGAAUCCCAGAGACCGCCGGGUUGUGGUUAUUGAGUCAGUGUUAUGUCCUUCCCACUUCAGAGAGACCCUUACUCGUGUUCUUUUCAAAUAUUUUGAGGUCCCAUCUGUCCUACUUGCUCCAAGUCAUCUGAUGGCACUCCUGACGCUCGGGAUUAAUUCCGCCAUGGUCCUGGAUUGUGGAUAUAGGGAAAGCCUGGUGUUGCCUAUCUAUGAAGGCAUCCCAGUACUGAAUUGCUGGGGAGCUCUGCCCUUAGGAGGAAAAGCUCUUCACAAGGAGUUGGAAACUCAGCUGUUGGAACAAUGCACUGUUGACACUGGUGCUGCUAAAGGACAGAGCCUUCCCUCGGUGAUGGGUUCAGUUCCAGAAAGCGUCCUAGAAGAUAUUAAAGAUUUAAUUUUUUUACUUCUAUGUCUAAAGGCCUUAUUACGGGUAUUUUCAGAAAAAAAAAACCAAAAACAAAAACAACCCACAAUGUUGUGUGUCCAGAAUGCAAAUAUUAAAAGGACAAGAGUAGCAGACGGGUGGUCUUGCAGGAUGUGCCAUUCAGGAAGUAAUCAAGCUAAGAGUAAUCUGAGUGAGUGUCUUCACCCAGAUUUUUUUAAAGGAUCCAGAGAAGUGGGGAACUAGAAAGCGUGAAAAUGCGUGCUGUCUCUCAUGGCCCUCAGUUUGUUUGUAUCGUUACACUUCUGCCAUGGCUGUCAAGUGGCAGAAUGAUUCUGCAGAGGGAUUAGAAUAUGGUUUUGUUCCUCUUCAAUGUGUCUGUCCUUCUUCUUGGGCGCCUCUCUUUCUCUCUGGCCUCCCCAGUUCUCUCUCUCCAUCUGACCCCUCCUCCUUUCCUGUAAGCUUCAUACUUAAGCCUGCGUUAAAGUAUCUUUAGUAAAACCUCAUCUCUACUUCAUAUAAAAGCAAUAAAGUAACAUAAUUUUUCAAAAGAGGGCUAAACCGUGUUGAUUUGAAUGCGUUACCCUGGCUAAGGUGUAAACGCACUGUUGGUUGAACGCCGAGCAGUAACGAGGGUGCAUUUAUUCCUCCUUAAGUGCGGACCUGCUUUGUAAGUGACCUGCAGCGUGGACUACAAAUCCAAGCAGCAAAGUUUAAUAUUGAUGGAAA
Molecule: messenger RNA, 1477 nt
Organism: Rattus norvegicus (Norway rat)
Lineage: Eukaryota; Metazoa; Chordata; Mammalia; Rodentia; Muridae
Source: RefSeq, a predicted model, not a curated record